AUGGAGAAUUACCAUCCAAUGGGUGGUCUUUUUCACCAAACAAUCGACCGCAAGUUCUAUGGAAUUUAUGGGGCCGGUUCCGGCUCACUGUGCAUCGGGAGCGAACGCAACCCUCAACGACACAGUCGUGUGAAGAAGCCGUUAUCAGCGGCGUUCUCCGCCCGCGCGUUAGCCGACCAAGAAACCAUAGUCAGCCAAUGCGUUGACAGAUUUAUGGUGCAAAUAGAGGAUGUUGAGACGAAGACAACAUUCGGCGAAUCCUUUCACUCUAUCGAAGAUGGGAAUCUUCAUUUCUGGUCGUCACUUGUGGAAGAUUAUCUCUAUUUCAUCACGUUGGCAGGCAAUCUUCGCCAUUUCCCGCUCGUUUUGCUAGCCAAGGGGAUGGUACACAAGGGAAAAGUAGACAGGUACGUGACACCAAUGGUCGGCCGUUUGCUGGAUAUUGACUGCCCAUGCAUCUACAUUGGUGUAAGGAGGGCUGCGUUGACAUCCCAUACAGCAUUGCAGGUGGAGAGACGGUGGCUAAAGAGUAAACGGGCAUAUCGCAAGUUUCAGGACGAGAUCCGGGACCAACUUCGAACGCCGUUAUUAACGAGGCGCUGCGAAUCUACCCUCCGGGUCCACAAGGUUCUUCCUCGAGUAUCCCCUGGAGUUCCUAUCGAUGGCCAUUGGGUCCCUGCCAGGGUAAGUACCGAAGUCUAUACCAGCACAUGGAGCGUCACUCACGAGGAGGCCGAUUUCCAUUGCCCAGAAAUUUUCAAGCCGGUCUUAAAACUACUACCAUAG
Messenger RNA from Microsporum canis CBS 113480, 786 nucleotides. Its product is annotated as benzoate 4-monooxygenase cytochrome P450. The coding region runs from base 1 to 786 and encodes 261 amino acids. The record is from RefSeq and is a predicted model, not a curated record. Lineage: Eukaryota; Fungi; Ascomycota; Eurotiomycetes; Onygenales; Arthrodermataceae. The transcript has 8 exons. Gene Ontology annotation, molecular function: oxidoreductase activity, acting on paired donors, with incorporation or reduction of molecular oxygen; monooxygenase activity; iron ion binding.